Gossypium arboreum is the source of this 1134-nucleotide messenger RNA. RefSeq names its product pectinesterase 1-like. Lineage: Eukaryota; Viridiplantae; Streptophyta; Magnoliopsida; Malvales; Malvaceae. The transcript is spliced from 2 exons. The coding region runs from base 48 to 803 and encodes 251 amino acids. The record is from RefSeq and is a predicted model, not a curated record. Gene Ontology annotation, molecular function: pectinesterase activity. Gene Ontology annotation, biological process: cell wall modification.
CAACUCAAUAAUUAAUAAACAAAGAAAAUAAACAUAUUACUCUUUCUAUGAACAGGAAAAAGAAGAAGGAAAUGGAUGGAAAAAGAAUCGAGGGUAAUGAAGUUUAUGCUUUAGUAAUAUGUGUAAGUAUUCUCCUCUUUGCUCCGAUUGUUGUGUCUCAACCAAUACCGGUAGAUAAAUCCCAAGUAGAAGCAUGGUUUAACGGCAUUAUCAAGCCAGUGAAGGAAAGGGGUAAAACUUUAAGCCCUGAAUUGGUUGAGGCGGAGACAGAACCUAGAAUCAUAAAGGUGAUGCAAAGUGGUGGUGGAGAAUUCAAUACCAUAACCAAAGCCAUUGAGAGCGUUCCAUCAGGGAACGCGAAAUGUGUGAUUAUAUCCAUCGGGCCUGGAUCUUACAAAGAGAAAAUUAAAAUUGAAAGAAAUAAGCCUUUCAUUACAUUGGUAGGAGAUCCUAAAAACAUGCCAAAUUUGACAUUUGACGGCACCAGCAAGCAAUAUGGAAUCGUAGAUAGUACCACUCUUAUUACUGAGAGUAGUUACUUUGUGGGUGCUAAUCUCAAUAUAGUGAACACUGCUCCUAGGCUAGACGGGAAAAUGGUAGGAGCACAAGCGGUUGCUUUGAGAGUCUCCGGCGACAGGUCGGCUUUCUAUAACUGCAAGAUCAUCGGCUUCCAGGACACUUUGUGUGAUGACAGGGGCAACCAUUUCUUUAAAGAUUGCCAUAUUCGUGGCACUGUUGAUUUCAUUUUCAGAAGCGGGACAUCUUUAUAUCUGCUAUUAAUAUUCUCAACGCAUGAGAUAUGAUGUAUUAUACCCCCAUAUAUAUAUUUGACAAGAAAAGUGGGAUGCAGAACUGAGAAAUAGUCGUGGAAGGAGAUCCAGAAGGAGAUCCUAAGAUGGUAGUAAUUACAGCACAAGCAAGAGAAAGUUCAUCAGAGGAUAUGGGUUAUUCGUUUGUGCAUGGAAGGAUUACCGGAACAGUGAAGGAUGUAUUUUUAGGAAGGGCUUGGAAGAGCAGUCCAAGAGUUGUUUAUUCUUAUACUGAAAUGGAUAAAAUCAUCCAUCUUGGUGGAUGGUCUAGUAAUCGCCAACCUGAACGAGCUGAGUAAGAUAAUACUCAACCUUACAACAUUAC